UAAUUGCAUUGCUUUCCUUUUCAUGACAAGACACAUUUGAAGCCAUUAUUUGAAUUCUGGAGUUCAGCCAGCCGUUAGAAAUAACCUGAAUAGAGCCAAGGGACAAUAACUUUAUGAUUCAAAAAUUUGUCAGCUGAAAUAAUGUGGAAAUGAUAUAAUCGUCCUGAAGUUUAAUAUGGCAUGUAAGAAAUCAUCUCCAUUAGCUGAGGAGCAAUCUUCCACCGAAAUAGAUGAUCUUCAUAUUUCACUGCAAGUGGAGCAGGAAUGCAUCCAGAAGAAAACCUUCACUAGUUGGAUAAAUUUACAGUUGGCAAAGCAUACUCCUCCUUCCGUUAUCUCAGAUCUAUAUACAGACAUCAAAGAAGGUCGUGUGCUCUUGGACCUGCUGGAAGUACUUUCAGGUCAACAACUGCCACGGGAGAAAGGAUGUAACACCUUCCAGUGCAGAAGCAAUGUAGAAAAUGCCUUGAAAUUUUUAAAGAACAAAUCCAUCAAGCUCAUAAAUAUUCAUGUUGCUGACAUUAUUGAAGGAAAACCUUCCAUUGUGCUUGGCCUAAUUUGGACAAUUAUAUUACAUUUUCAUAUUGAAGAACUUGCGUGGACCCUUAGUAGUAGUUAUAAUCAGCCAUCUCUUGAUUGUUCGAGCGUUGUCGACUCAUCUGUAAGCCCACAGGCAAGAAAAAGAGGUAAAGUUAAGAAACGGUGGAAGAUGUCUGCAAAAAAGGCCCUCCUGUUGUGGGUGAAGGAGCAAUGUUCAGUGCAUGGAUCUAUCAAAGUGGCAGAUUUCAAAUCAAGCUGGAGGAAUGGACUGGCUUUUUUAGCUAUCAUCCAUGCCUUAAGACCAGAUUUAGUUGACAUGGACAGAGCAAAGAGUAGAGCCAACAAAGAAAAUUUGAAGGAGGCUUUUAAAAUUGCAGAACAUGAAUUAAAUAUUCCAAGACUUCUUGAACCUGAAGAUGUCGAUGUUAUCAGUCCAGAUGAAAAAUCUAUCAUGACUUAUGUGGCUCAGUUUCUGCAGUAUUCCAGAAGUUUACCAGUGGCUGAAGAAGACAUGCAGGGGAAAGUAAAAGCGGCCUUGAGCUGGCUGACUGCACAAGAGAAGAAGUUAACAAAGUUGUUGGUUGAUACAGAAAAUGAAACAUGCUAUAGAAAAUUUCAAGAAAUGCUGUCAUUCAUGGAAUUGUUUAAUGAAGAGAAAAGACCCUUUCUGCCAGUGUUGUCUUCAAAAAGAAGUGUGACUGAGCUAAAUGAAGAGCAGAAACAGAUGAGAGCAGCAUGGGAUAACCUAAUCUCCCAGAUUAAUGAAUGGAAAACAAAGCUGGACCGUGCACUACCCCCACCUCUAGACAGCAUCGAGGUCUGGCUCCAAGAGGUAGAACAUCUGCUGGCAGAAGGUUUACCUGAUUUGCAGGACCACUGUAAAGCAAUGGCCCUCUUCAAAGAAAAAAUUAUCUUAUUUAAGGGCUUGAUGGAUUAUUUUGACUGUCACUUGGUCAGCCUUCAAUCCUUUGAGAAUAAAGAUGAGAAGGAUAUGCCACUGGUACCAACUGAGAAGCUAGAUGACAUGAAAAGAAGAUUCAGCAAUAUCCAGUCUACAAACUUCAGCAUACUUCUAGAAUACCACUGCUGCCUGUGCUCAGCUAUCUCGGAUGAACUGACAUUAAAGUUAAAUAUCAGGGAUAUCAAAUAUGGGACUAAGGAAUCUGUGGAGUUAUUGCUGAGAGAUUGGCAUGAUUUUAUUGAAGAAAGAGGAGUCACAGCUCAACUAGAAACUGCUUUUCAAAUAUGUGAAGACAUGAAAAACAAAAACAUAAGCACAAAUGUCUUAGUUGGUGAUCCUCCAGACACUUGUAAACUAUUUAAGAUGGUAGACUCUAAGAUUUCAAUGUGCAGAGAAUAUAUUUACAAUGUAAACACUGUCCUACAAAAAGUUCUAUGUUCUUGGGCUACUUAUAUGGAGAACAUUCAUUUACUGAAGACAUGGUUGGACGAAACACGAAAAGGACAUCCUAAAAAGGUCCCCACUGAGAUUCUGGCAGACUGGAACUCAGUGCAUGGUUCCUUAAAUGAAGCUGGAAACUUCUUAAUUGAAGUCAGCAAUGAGCAAGUGGGAUCAGCUAUUUCUAAAGAACUGAAAAAACUGAACACAAGAUGGGCUAAAUUUAUAAAGAGAACACAGUUUGAGAUGAGAUUACUGAGAAUGCAAGAAGAGCAAAAGAAGUCAGUUGUUGACAGUAAUGGAAAUUCUCAGACUCCUGCUGAGGCAGUGCCAAAUGCACCCAGUGUUACAGCAGAUAUAUCAACGGAGGCUAGUAAGAAACACAUUCAGAAUGCAGAGGUUAGAGAAAAGAAUGCAGAUGUAACUGAACAGGCCACUGAGCUUCUGCCCAGAGUGGAGAAAAUUGAAGAGCUUCUCAAAGGAGUAGAAAACUGGGCCACAGAAACUGAAUGCCUUCUUGAGACGAUCAAAAACGAAGAAUGCGUUGGAAGCUCAACAGAACAAUCUUUACAGAUCCUAAUUGCCAGAAGGACCUUGUGCCAAGAACAAGUUGCUGCAGCAGAAGAAAUCUUGCAAGUUUUGACACGUAAUAUUUCAGGCCAGGUGUCCCUCACGGAUUUUGAGACAGCUGGGCUACAGACACGAAUUAAAGAAGUCAGAGAGAGACUCCAGGCUGCCAUGAAUAACCUAGACCUUGUCUCACCCAAAUCUGAAGAGACUCUGUCAAAAAAGGAGGUCAUGAUCAAUUUUGAAAAAUCCCAGAAGGAGCUUGAAACAUCUAUUUUAAAAGCUGUGCAGCUCAUUAGCCAAAAAGUGAGCCCUGAUGAGCACAUUUCAAAAAAUGAGGAAGCUUUUAGCAUUUUGAACACAAGAAUUCUUGAAAAUUUUUUGAAAGCAGCUGAACAAUUGAAAAAUAUUUCACCAGCUCAUGAAAAGUUAGCAGUGGAGGAAAGAUGCAAAGAUGUUCGUGAAAGAUGGGAGGCAGUUCAUCGUGAAAUCAUAUCAUGUAUUCAGUUCAUAAUGGAAAUUGAAAUAGGGAAAUUUAAUGCAACUUUUUCAAAACUCAAUAAGCAAAUAAAUAAAGAGAAGAAACUCCUUAGCAUGGGUAAAACCAAGGGACUUAUAAAAGAACACGAGACUGUUCCAUCAUUGCAGGAAGCAGGCUUUCAAAGAGACACCUCCUUGCCAGCUUUUUUUUCUCCUGAAGGCAGCCUGAGGGAACUAAACAAUUGCCUACAAGUUCUUAAAGGAAUGUGUGAAAGAUUGACUGCAGAAGAAACUCACCCAGAAACUAAGACACUAGUUGCAGAGUGUGAACAAAAGCAAGAAGAACUUCAAAAAUGUGCUGCAGAUGUUUACGUAACUCUGCUGUCCCACGUUGGAGGUGGCCAGGCAUCUAAACAAGGGGGCUCUAUACUUGCUCCUGAGAAUGGAGAAAAGGAAACAUCUUCCCAAUCAGUUGAUAUACUUUCAACUCAGGAGGCAUCAGGACCAGCUUCAGGUGUAAUUUUGGAAUCAGACGUGAAACAACAGAAUGGUGAAAGCUGUACAAAGAAGUUUGAGAAAGACAGUGAUUUGCCCUUAGAGACUUUAUUAGAGAGCUUUGAAACACAGAGGAGUAAUCUCGAACUUCAUUUACAAAGAAUCAAAGAUGAAGUAGAGUCUCCUUUUACUGAUGAAAUAAAAGACACCUCAUGCCUUCAGAAUAAGCUGCUAGAUCUACAGGGCAUAGAGAGUAAAGCUAAUUCUUGUUGGACACAGUUUGAAAUUAUUGCAUCUAAACUAGAAAAUCUUAUGGAUGACACAGGGAAGCCUGUUAUCUCUGAAACACAAAACAGACUUAACAGAGAGUGGAGUGAACUUCAGAUUAUUCUAAAUGCCAGAAUGAAGUCUUUAAAGAUUGCUUUGGAAAUUGUUUCGCCAAUAGAAAAUGAAUUCAUUCUUCUAUGUGACUCAAACGAGCAACUCCACAGAAAGGACAUUCAGCAAUUUACUCUGACAAAUAUUGAUCUCAUUUAUGGAGAACUGAAGAAGGUCCAGAGCUGUAUAGUAAAUCAGAUUGAAUUAUGCAAACAACUGGAAAACCUAGACAGCUCAACAGGAGAUGAAUUUAACCUAAUAGAUUUGCAAGCAGCACGUGAGAUUAUGCUUAAAUAUAAAAGGCAGUUUGAAGAAAUGAAUCAUAAAAUGCAGGCCAGUGAAAUGGUCCUCAAAGAACUAGAAGCUUUUCUGGCCUCAUUGAGAAGAGUUAAACUUUCUAUUGAGCAUGCAACGGACUCUUCAAUUUCUGACAAACCUGCGGUGCAAGGAAACACAUCAAAAGAAGCUGUGCAGCAAGAAGUUUCUCUGAUGAAAGAAAAGGCUAAAUGUUUGGAUGAGCGCUUGCAGAUGGUUGAUAUCUACUUGGAAGAUGCUGAAUGCGGGGGAAAGACUUGCUGUGAAAAACUCAUUGCGGCUUUAUCUGAAAAGGCAAACAAGACUUUUGCCCAUUUGAGUAAGCAGGAACUCAUCCAAGAAAAUGAGUUACAGGAGAUUUUUUCCACAAGAAAUAACGAACUCUUAAAAAAUGUUCAAGAUCUACACGAUAAGAUUAAUAAAAUAGGCUUGAAGGACCCAACAAUUCCUGCUGUUCAACAAAGGAUAAAAUCAUUAACUGAAUUGGAACAGGAAUUGGGUUGCUAUGCUAUUGAAAUGAAAUCCAUACGAGAAAUUGCUAACAAGUUUCUACAGAUUGAAGAGACAAAAGGAGAAGAAGCAGAUGAACAGUGCACAAUUACAGAAAGGUUGUGGGAGGAUACAAAACUGUCACUUGCUGAAUGCCAGGAGCAGUGUGUGAGGGUGGUGGAGCUCCUGAAGCAGUAUCAAAGCUGCAAAAAUAGUUUGACGAGCAUGAUCCAGAAACAAGAAAGUGUCCUCUCACAGCAGACUUCUUACAUGGGGAAAGACAAUCUGCAGAGGAUGAUAGCAAAGAUUGAAGCGGUUAAAGAAGAAUUUAACGAUCGCUCUGAAGAUGUAGACAAAAUAAAUCAGAUCUGCAAAAACCUCCACUUCCAAAUCAAUAAAAUGAGAAGUUUCGAGGAGCCUCCCUUUCAGAAUGAGGCUGACAUUAUUGUGGACAGAUGGCUGGAUAUCAAUGAAAAAACUGAAAACUAUUGUGAAAAUUUGGGAAGAGCUCUGGCUUUGUGGGACAAACUUAUUAAUUUAUUCAGCAAGACUGACACAUGGGCAAAUACACAACUUAGGAGCAUAGAAGAACAUCAGCUGACUGAAGAGGAGGUGACACAAUUGAAGUCUUCUUUACAGGUCCAAGAGCAAAGCUUAGAGGAAUUUGACCGAAAAGCGGCUGAGAUAGAGCAUCUUCUUCAUAACAGUGAGCCUCCAUUGGAGUUGCAGGUCAUCAAGUCAUCUGUUGAGAACAAAAUGGAGCUAAUAAGAAAGCACUUACCGAAUAAGAUGAGACCCAGUGAACUCAAUGGCAAUUCAGCAGAGCUAAAAGGGGACCUUGACCUUGCCAAGACACAGAUUGGGAUGACAGAAUCACUUUUAAAAGCUUUAUUUCCCUCUGACACUUUAGAGAUCUUUACGAAAUUAGAGGAGCUACAUCAGAAAAUUCUCCAACAAAAACACCAUGUGAAAUUACUACAAAAAAAGACAGGUUGUCUGACUCCAGAAGUGGCUGAAUUAAAGAAGCAGCUUCAGUGUAUCACUGAUUUAUUUAAUACAAAGAAACACAUUUUCCAGGAUCAUUUUAUCAGUCUUUUGAACUAUCAGUGUAAGGAUUUUAAUGACUGGUUCAGCAGCGCUCAGCUGUCUUUAAAGGAUUGUUUUGACCCAUCAGAAACAAAACAGACAUUGGAAGAAAAAUUGCAGAAGCUCAUGAGUUUCCUAACUUUUGAAGGCAAAGAGAGUGACAUCCAAGAGGUAAAAUCUCUCUUGAGUAAGGUGAAGAGUUAUUUGCCUGAAGCAAGUGUUAACCAGCUUAGUAGCUGGGUGAGAGAUCAAGAAGCAGAAUUACAAAGCAUAACCUCCAAAUGUCAAAAACAAGAAAAGAAACUUCAUGCUUCUCUGCAGCAACUCAUUAGACUUCAAGAAGACAGCAGUGGCUUGAAGGAAUGGCUCACCAUUCAGGAAGAAAAAUUGCCAGAGACCAAAAAUGAGAAUAUAAAAUUAGAAAACUUUUACCAAAUGCUAAUAAAGCAGAGAGAAUCAUUUGACUCCUUGUCUCAGCUGGCAAAUUCUUUGAGGGAAUCUGGGUUUACAAGAGAUGAAACAGUGUCCGAAUCCAGUCAUCUCAUUAGUCGGUAUCAGGAACUACAGACACACAUAAGUGAAGCACUAGGAAUUAGUCAGACACGGUCCAUGGAAGAGCAGAAUUUUGAAGCGCUUGCACAGAACAUGUCUUCUUGGAUAAAAAGACUUAAAGAAUCAGUUAUUGGCUUGAGUUCACGGCAAGACGAGUUGCCACUGGAAGAAAGGAUACAUCAAAUAAAGGAAAUAGUUUUUCUCAAAGAUAAGGGAGAUGCUAAAAUGCAAAACAUUAUAGCGCUGGGCAAAAUCUUAACAAGUACUGAAGGAGUGAAGGACCCUGCCAUUCAGCAGACGAUUUCUGAUCUCCAGAAUCAAUGGGAGUGCACUGUUCAUUUAGCCACCGAAUAUCUAAGCCACCAAGAACAGAUUCAACUUCAAAGCAAACGAUACGUGCAAAGCAAAGAAGAUUUGAGAUUAGUGCUGACUGAACUGAAGAAGCAGCAGCAGGAAUUAGGUUUUGAUGUUCAGGCUGGUUUGCAGGAGAAACAAACUCAGUUAACAAGUUAUAUAAAACUCCUGCAGAAAGCAGAAGGUUUAAUGUUCCUAUUAAAUGAAUUAAAAAGCCAAGGAGAUUACCUACGGGAUUGCAUUGAGGAUUCCUGCUUCAUGGAAGAAUCACGGAUAGAGCUAAAAUAUCUGCAUGAAAGUCUGCUCAGCCAGUUGCAGGGUUCAAAUGUGGAAAUGGUUUUCCAGAAACAGAUUCUUCCUGAAGCCCAAGCAAAUGCUGAAUAUAUUGGUGAGGAACAAAAGGUCGCUGAGCUGAAAAAUCAAACUGCAGAAUUGGAUGUUGUGUUAGUAAAUGAGCAACUAAAAGAGAUAGAGAAUUUAUAUACUGAACUGGAAAAACAGAGAGCCACAGCUUUGUCUCUGAGGCAAGAGUUGUCACCCAACACAACAGAAAUAAGCACAUCAAACCUGCAAAAUACAGAAUAUAUGGUUUUUUGCUGGGACAGGUUGCUUCAAGAAUUGGAAGCCAUUAAGAAGGUUACGCAACACCAUUAUCAUCUAGUUAAUGAUUACCAGGAAAAGCUGUCUGCUGUUCAGUCUUCAAUGAAAAGUUUAUCAACAGAAAAAGAAAACAUAAAAACGGGCCCUAUGAGCAACACAGUUCUGGAGAAAAUUAAAAAAUGUAUGGAUUCAGUACAGAAGGAGAGAGACAUUUUAAACAAGCUGAAAACUGAACAAGAUAAUUUAUCUAGGUAUCUGACAUGCAUAGAUAAGGAAUUAACAGAAAGCCAAGUGAAACAACUUGAGCGAUGGUGGGAACACAUAGAGCAAUCAGUGCAAAAGAAACAUUAUCAACUUGUGUCAGAAAUUGAUGAAUUUAACCUUCUCAUGAACAAAGCACAGAACAUUCAAAAGUUGAUAGAGCACCAGCAGCAUUUACAAGCUGGGUUGGGUUCCCCAGAUGGACAAAAAACCGGUUGUCCAGUAUUUUGGACCUCAGAGCUACAAGCCAUUAAACACAGUGUUUCUUUGUUAAAAAGAAGAACUGAGCUGCAGAUGAAAAGGAUUUGGAGUGAGGAAGAAAAGAAAACUUUGGAAAAUGCAAUAAAUGAUUUGCAGAAUCAGCUGGAAGUAUUGGAGCACCAAACUCCUCAGGAGGAUGUUCAGAUCCUUAGUUCUGAUCCCAAGAAAUAUGAAAUCACGAGAAGGAUGAAAGAGAAUAUAUCAUGGGUCAAAGAUUCAUUGUUUUCUCUUGAUCAGAAGGCAGCACUUUUCCCAGAUGAUAUUAAAAUACAGAUCAGAAAUUGCAAGGCUGUGAACAGUGCAGCUGUAGACAAAGAGUCUACUAUUGUGUCCCUGACUGAUGAGAUCCAGUGUAUCAUUCGUGAUUUGAAUCCAGAGGAAGUUACUGACCUAAGCGCCCUUUUACAAGAAUUACAGAAUUCAUGCCAAGCACUUGUUUUAAAAUCAGCUCAAAGAUUACAACAGCUAGAAUUCCAACUGGAAAAAAGGCAGAGGCUUAUUGCAGACAUAGAAAGGGUUCACAGACAGCUUCAAAGUGCUGAGACACUGACCAUUCCCGACAUAAAUCAAACAAUCACAUGCUCUGAGCUAGGCAAUUUGCAUGUCAUUUUAAAGGAGCUUUCAAAGGAAAUACAGGAGAUGGAAGGUCUCAUCUCAUCACAUCUCCAAGAGAGUGAGCACUCACAUGGGGAGCUAAACAUAUUCGAACAAUUAUUUCUAACUGACCAAUUAAGAUGCCUUAAGAAUAGAGCUAGGAAAAUACAGAAAUUAAUCCAGAAUAAAUGCCAAACCAUGGAAAAAAAGUUAGCUGUCUACACAGAUUUCUCUGAAAGAAUAACUUCAUUGCAUCAGGAGCUUAAUGAUCUAUGGUGUGAUGUAUUGAAACUGGAGAGAGAGGAAAUAUUAAGUGUAAAAGCGGAAGUUAAGGAUAAACUCAAUGUGCUUAAAGAGAGAACCUUAGCUGUUCAAUCUAGUUUGUUACAAAUAACAAAGUACAAGGAAAUAUUUGACUUUAUAAGGCUAAAUUGGGACACUUCACACCAUGAUGAAUUGCAAACUCUAUUUCUUGAAAUUAAAAAUAAACUUGAAGGGAAGAUUAAAUGCUUUGACAACUUUGUUAUAGAAUAUGACAGGCAUCAAGCAUUGCUAAAUGAAAUCCAGGCCAUGACAUCCAGUAUAAAGAAUGAAGCUGACAUACUAACAAAUAGCCCUGGCUCGUCCACAGAAACCAAUAUUAUAUCAGCACAAAUUUUGUGCCACAGAGUUCAACAAAUCAGGUACUUAAUCCAGGAGGCAGUAAAUCAAUUAAAUAUAAAUGAAGUCUUUGAUGUAUCACUCAAAGAGGCUAAAACACAGCAAAUAAAGAGACUGGAGGAAGAUAUUGAUGGGUUGCAUCAAUUUUUCCAAAACAUGAUAGUGGAUCUUCAGGCAGAGUGUGUAAAUAAACAAGAUUUCCAGAGCAAAUUGGAACACACAUUACAUACCAUAAAGCAGAUUAAAUCUGAGUUUCAGCAGCCUCUUCUGGUAGACUUGGAAAUGAAAAAAAUUCAGUAUGAAAAGAUGCAUUGUGAAGGAAUGCAGGACAGGGUGCAAGCAGAAUUUUGUGCCUUGAAAGAUCUAAUGGGUAAAGAGAAAGAAAAGCAAGAAGAAACAUCUUAUUUUAUUGCUGGUACAGAAGUGAAAUUAGAUGAACUGGAAGAUCUUGAAAUACAGCUGAGGACAGAUAUUGCUUCCCGUGUAAAUGCCAUAGAUGAAGCUCAUGAGAAUGUUAAGCUUUAUACCAAAGCCGUCCAAAGGGCUGUGGAUCUCCUCGCUGAAUACGAAGCCAGAAUUCUCUCAGCAAAAGUUGACCUUGGUAGCCUAGAAGAGUCCUGCCAAAUUCUACACUGGAAACAAGAAGAAUUUGAGUCUGCAAAGGCCGACAUAGAGGAUCUGACCUCCAAAGUGGAAAACAUAAUUAAACCAAGAGCCAAACCACAACUGAAAAAUACUUUAAGUGAGCUAGUCACUAAGAAUUCAAUACUGAGGGAGAAGGCGCAAAGAAAGAGAACUGAUCUGCAGAGGUGCUUUGAAAAAUACAAAAGCUACACAAAAAUCAAAGAGAAGGUAUGUGCUAAUCUUAAUGAACUGGAAAAGAUUCUUGGACAAUCUUUGUCCCAAAUUCCAACGUCUUACAAGGAAGCUCUGGAGCACUUGGAACAAAGCAAGGUUUUGGUCUCUAACCUUCUUUCGGCUGAAGAGGAUCUAAUGACGUUGAGACGGGACUCGAGAGACCUGAGCAUGAUGUGCAAAGGAAGUGACUGCAUGCUUGUCAGGAUUGUGUCAGCACUGUGGGGAAAGUGGCUUGGUUUGCUCGAGGCUGCAAAAGAAUGGGAGAUUAACUGCGAGGAGCUAAAACAGGAAUGGAAAUUUGUCAAUGAAGAAGUGGAACGGCAAGCAAUAAUUCUAGAUAAUCUUCAGGAAGAACUACCAGAAAGUCCUAAAGAGAAAGAGAAGGCCUCCACAGAUGCACUUUUAGAAUUGCUAGAAUAUGUGGACUGUUACGAGGAAAACAUUGACAGAGAGCAACUGUUAUUGCUUUUACUACUUCAUCGUAUAAGAAGCAUCCUGAAUGUGCCUGAAAGCACUGAGAGAAAAGCAGACGUUCCCAUUCGAUACGAGAUACAUGCAAUGCAAGAUCGAUGUAAAAAGCUAUCACAAAAGGCUCAAAAACAUAAAAAAUCUGUGCAGGUUGAGAUUCAGGAAAGAGACAAGAUUAAUGAAGAAAUAAAUGCCGUGAGGAGUUCAUUACAAAAGGCCUCAUUUUUGUUGCGUGAUGGAGAGUCACAAGAGUCUACUGAAAAGGCAGCACAGUUGGAGGAGAUUCAGAGUAUAAUUAACCGAGCGAAUCAAACUAUUAAGGAUAUUAUGGAGAAACUACAAAUCAAGUAUUCAGAAAUGUAUACAAUAGUUCCUGCAGAUAUUGAAACACAGUUGGAAGACUGCAAGAAAACAUUACAAGACAUAGAAGAGAAGGUUAGCACCAAAAUCUUGCAGAGCUCUCCUCAUUAUGUGAUGAAUAAAAAAGUAGAGAAUAUUAACAAUGGCCUGCAAGCUGUUGAAAAGAUGUUACAACACAAGAGUGAAAACAUUGCAAAUGCCAAGGAAAUUCAAAAGACAAUCUGGGAUGUGCUAGACCUUUGGCAUUACAAACUGAAUGAACUGGACUCAGAAGUGCAGGAUAUAGCAGAACAGGAUCCAUGUCACGCACAGGAAUGGAUGGACAGCUUAAUGAUUCCUUUGCAGCAGUACCAGCAGGUCUCACAACGUGCUGAGCGCAGAACCACACUCUUAAACAAGGCCACUAGUAAGAUGGAGGAAUAUGAGGAACUCUUGAAGAGCAUGCAGUUAUGGAUAGAAACCACCAAUCGUUUGUUAACUGUGAAGGCUGAAAAUGACUCUGCAAAAGCCCUGAGUAAACAUGCCAGUGCCCUUCAAAUGGCAUUGGAAGAUUCAGAACAAAAGCAAAAUCUUCUACAUACCAUCUAUUCACAACUGGAUGAGUUAUCAAUAAUCUUUGAAACAGAAAAUAUAGUGCAACAGAUAAAUGAAGUAAAUGGUCAAGUAACAUCUUUACAGCAAAAGAUAGUGGAAAUUCUUCCACGGAUCCAGCACAUGGCUCAUGAGGUGGAUGCCAUUGAAUCUGAAGUGAAAGUGAUAGGAAAGAAUGUUGCCAAAAUUAAGACGAUCUUGUCAACAGAAGAUAUAUUAGAUUUUUCUCCUAUGGAGCAUCUUAGACAUGGACAGGUUAUUCUUGGCCACAUCAGUCCCUUGCAGAAGACCCUUGCUGAGAUACAGGGCUACGAAGAAGGUCUUAGGUUACGAGGAAUGAGAAUGCAACCUCUCUCAGUCUUCAAAAGAACAGCCCAACUUCUGAAAGAACUGAAAAUGUUAGAAAAAAUGACCAAGGAACAAAAUGAGCUACUGGAGUCAAUCAUACAAGAGACAGAUGAAUGCGAACAAGAAAUUGAAAAGUUGAAGCAGUUCUUAAAGAACCAGCUGGGUGAACUGUCGUAUGAAAAAACAUUGUUUCCUCAGACUGCUUCCUGUCCAGAGGGGGAAAUGGAAGACAUAAAAGAGCAGAUCAUCAAAUUGUGCCAGAAAAAAGAAGACAUCCUUAGGGGUAUGAAGAGGUCAAUGCUGGAACUUCACCAGCACUUACAGCAAGAACAACCUGAAUCAGAGGAUGAACUUUCUGUGCCUCUGUCACCCGAGGAAACUGGCUCGGUUGGGAAAGAUGCCUCAGAACGGCAGUUGAAAAAGAAAGGAUCAUUGUCUCUCCUACCAUCUUUAGUUGAAGAAACAGAAGACAGUUCAUUCCACAGUGAAGAAAAUGCAGUAGCACCAACAGCUGAAAGUUUUUGGCCUUCAGGAAAGGGAGAUAAGAGAGAGAAAGAAGACAGCGGUGCUUCCUGGUCCUCAGGCACCCUAUCAGAUGGCAUUUCCCUGGAUGCUGAUGUGUUAAUAGAAUCAUGUGAUAAACAUGGCAAGGAAACAUCUUUUCAAGUUCCACAGAAAGCUGGAAGUGAUGAAGACUCUGCUACAGACCUUAGUAAUUGGGCAGUGGGUGACACGCCUUCUUCUGACACAAAUACUGGCCAUUGCUUUCAGAACAAACCAGGAGAUUCAAAGGAAACAGUGGAUAUCAAUAGGCCCGAGCCUGAAAAGAUCCUCCAUGUCUGCCAGGUACAGGUUGCUGAGUUGGAGCUGUGGCUAGACAAAGCUAAAGUGUCUCUGGAAUCAGAAACCCAGACCCCAGAAAUGCAGCAGAUGGUGGAACAGCAGCUUGCUGAUUGCCAGGUUAUGUUAUCAGAGAUUGAACAAAAGGUCGCUUCUUUAUUGGAGGAUUGCAGAGAUAGGCAGCAAGGAGAUCAUGCAGGGCCUCAGAAGGAAGCAGAGGCCCUUUCCUUGAAGCUCAAGGAUGUGAAGUGCAAUUUGGAAAAAGUCCAGGUGAUGCUUCAGGACAAAUACAAUGAAGAACAGCUCAACAACAGUGAAAGGAUCCCUUCAGAACGUCUUCAGCUUGGCAGCUCCAAAGUAUGCAGCCUCCUUACCACUGAUGUGCCACCGUUCAGCAGGCAUAACGGUUUGCAGCAGCCUCGGGACCUGCCAUUAAAACCGACUGAGCAAAAUAAUCUUGUCGACUUAAUCGAAUUUUAUGUAGAAAAAAUGCAGCCAUGCUUUGAUGACAGCACUACUCAGAAAUUAGAGUCAAGCAGUGACCUAUCUGUCCCAAGGAGUGAGUUUGCUGGUCCAUUUUUAAAGGACCAAACUGGUGAUAAGUGGCAAUAUUUACAACAAGAGCUGUCUUCUAUGAUGAAAUCUCCUCUGUGUCAGCUUGCUGACCCUCAGAUUACUACAGAACUGAAUAUUCUGCCGAGAGGUGCUGUAUGUGGUAUUGGAAUCCCAACUGUCAAGGAACUGAAAACUUACACCAUGCAGCUUGGAGAUCUAAGCCAAGAAGCAAAUGUUGUACAGACACAGGAAAAUGGGGCCGGGGAAGCUUCCUUAAAUUUGGACAAAAAGCUCUCUGAGCUGCUUUUGGCAAUCAUUCGGUGUUUGAGCAACAUGGAAGAGAUGUUAAACACCUGCGUGCUCUCCAAUGACGAGGCUGCUGUGCAGCAGGGACUGUAUGAGACUCUGUCUCUAGAGCUGCAAAAACUUCACACAGAUAUCAGAGAUAAAAAGGAUGAUCUUUUAAAGUCUAUUACCUGUGCCGAUGGGAGCACUGAUGUAUUCUUCGAGUGCUUUAACAACUUGCAAGCCCGGCUGGAACGAACUCAAACUGCUGCUGCUUCUAGAAGCAAAUCAAUGAAAGCUGGGCUGGAUCAGAAUAGUAAUUAUCAGAAUGAAAUCAGGCUGUUGUAUGAUCACUUAAUUGAGAAAAAAUCUACUCUGCAACAAACCUUGAAUGGAAUACGUGGGCGUAAUGUUGCUGAACAGCUUCAGAAAACUGAUAUAUGUGCGUUGGAGCUACACAACUAUGAGGCCCAAAUAGCAAAACUGAGAGAUCAUGGGGAGAGAUGUCAGUUACCUGUUGCUCUGAUCCAUGAAGUUGAUAAAUUAGAGGAUGUUAUGAAUGUCACCUGGGGGGUUCUGAGAGCCAAGUAUGCAGAACUAAACUCUCCUUUCGUCAGCGAGAGCCAAUACGAAGGCUUGAUUCGUGGGCUGGCAGAAUUGGUAGACAUUGGACGAGAGAAGCUUGCUCAGGACCCAAAGCAGCUAGCGAAAAGUAGAGCUACCUUACAGUCUCACCUGCAAAAUCACAAGGGCUUUUUUCACAAGCUCAUCGCUCAUAUGCUUGUCGUGCAAUCGUAUUCCAAGAAGGUGGCUCCUGCUACAUUACAAAAGAAAGAGAAAUUCUGGACUGAGCUGGUGGAAGAUGUCAGAUUGCUGGAACAAAAGGCUUCCCAAUAUGGCGUACGCAUAGAGAGUUUAUUAAAGGAAUGGACAGAAUUUGAUGAGUACUCUGUACCUUUCAACAAAGAAUUAGAGGCACUUGCUUCUGCAGUGCCUUCUGUGAAUUUGGUAGAAGAGACAGAAGAAAGAUUAAUGGAGAGGAUUACACUUCUCCAGCAAACCAAAAGAAACAUUGAUGAAAAACAUGCCAGACUUUACCAGAUGGUGAAGGAAGGGAAGAAAUUGAUGACUGUUGUGAGCUGUCCUGAAUUAGUAAACCAAAUUGGGAAACUAGAAGAACUGUGGUUGUCCUUAACCAAAAAAGUUGGCCAUGAGCUGCACAGACUUCAAACAUUACUCAAACUCUUGGUCAGCUACAACAGAGACUCAGACAAGUUAAUCAAAUGGUUGGAGUCUGCUCAGCAGAGAAUGAAUUUUUGGAAGGAGCAGUCUCUCAAUGUGUCACAGGACCUACAUACUGUCAGAAACAAUAUAGACAACUUGUUUGCAUUUUCUAAGGAAGUAGAUGAAAAAUCAUCCUUAAAGUCAUCUGUCAUAAGCACUGGCAACCAGCUUCUUCAUGUGAAACAAAUGGAUGCUGCAGUGCUUAGAUCAUCUUUGGCACAGUUUGAGCAAAAAUGGGCAGAAUUGAUCACUCAGUUCCCAACCAUCCAAGAAAAACUUCACCAGCUUCAGAUGGAAAAGCUUCCGUCUCGUGAGGCCAUCACAGAAAUAAUGGCAUGGCUGAGCCAUGUGGAACAACAAAAAGAAGAUGAUGAGGCCACUGUAAAUUUGCAAAGUAACGCAUCCCAAGUCAAAAAUCUUCUUCAGAAAUAUAAGGAAUACAUGAUGGAGAUGAACUUUAAACAGUGGACGGUUGAUUUUGUUAACCAGUCGCUGUUGCAGAUCAGCACUUGCGAUGUAGAAAGCAAGCGCUAUGAAAGGACAGAAUUUGCAGAGCAUCUUGGUGAGAUGAACUUGCAGUGGCACAGGCUGCAGGAGUCUCUGAACAGAAAGAUACAAGAUUUGGAACAUAUUUUGGAAAUUGUCACUGAAAAUGAAAACAAAGUACAAACUCUGAGCAGCUGGCUGGAAGCACAAGGCGAGAGAUUGAAAUCUUUGGAAAAGCCAGCGAGUCUAAUCUCAGUACAGAACACGCUGGAAGACUGUAAGGAAUUAGAAAAUCAGCUUGCAAUUAAAUCCAAAGCUCUUGAUCAGCUAAAGGAGAAUUAUAUGGCUUUGGAAGAUGGUGCAAAACAAACCUCAGAAGAUAUGGCUGUCAGAAUGGAUAAGCUGCAUGAAAUGAGGAACAGUGUCAUCAGUCAGGUAGCACAGUUAAAAACCUCAAUGCAGUCAGUAUUACAGCAAUGGAUAAUUUAUGACGAAGCCUAUGAAGAAGUUAACCUGAUGAUAAUAAGCUCUCUGUAUUGCCUAGAACAAUGCAAACCUUCUGUAAUAUCACUGGAAGCUUUGAAAGGCCAGGUGAAGACUCUACAGUCUCUUCAAGACAAAGCAGAGAAGAGUGAAGAAAGCUGGGCCAAGCUCCAGGCUUCUGCUGCUAACCUCAAGAAAUACUGUUGUUCCUCAUUUGCAGAGAUUAUUGAUCAUAAAUGCAAGGAGGCACAUACAAGAUGGACUCUGGCAAAUGAAGAAGUCACUGAUGAGCUACAGACAGCACAAGCUUUGUUAUUGCUUUGGGAGUCAUUUGAUGGGUUAUACGCUGAGGCAGCAUUGAGGUUAGAACAACAUGAAGAUCAGUGUCAUCAGCUCUUGGGAACUCACUUACCUGAAGACAACAUGGUGGAAGCCCUGAAGCAGAAGAUACAGGAUGUGAAGAUACUGCAACAAGGCCUUCAAACCAUAAAGGGAAGCUUUCUCCAGGUUUCUGAGUUGACAGACCAGAUAGCACAACAGGUUAAUGCAGCUACACAAGCAUUUCUCUCAGAGAAGUUGCAUCCUCUCAAAAGGAUAGCUUAUUUGGAAAAGAUGUUGCAGAUGAAAUCGGAUGAAUUUGAGUUCAACCAUUUACAACUGAUGGAUUUCAAUAAUUGUCUGGACACAGUGGAAGAUCGAAUUAAGAAACCUAUAGAAGUUUUGGAUAAGUUGUAUCUACAGGGAAAAGAAGAUGACUCAGAAUUACUCAUGGGCCACAUGUUGGAGCUCACUGCAAUGUCUCCUGUCAUCGAGAAUCUGAAUGAAGUGAGCUUUAGGCUACCACUCAGUGAUUUCACUGGGAAGAAACUACAGAACCUGAAUCGACAGUGGGCUCAGAAGACAGCAACAGCCCUGGAGCAUUGCAGUGAAUUUGAGGGAAUUCAAUCGGAUGAAAAGAAAUUUCUUCAGAAAUGUGAAAACUGGAUACAAUUUCUAGAAAAGAUGAAAGAGGGUUUAAAAGUAAAUAUUGCUGGCAGAUUUGAAAAGCUUCAGGAACAACAGAGAAUAUAUGAGAUGCUGCAAGCGGAGAUUUCUGUAAAUCAGCAGAUUUUUAAUUCUAUCAUAUCAAAAGCAUUACUUUUGCUGGAAACAGGAGAAGCAGAAAAAAGAACUGAGUUUAUUUCCAAACUCACAUUGCUGAAGGAGCAGUGGCAGAGUGUUAUCCGGAUGGUUCAGCAGAGGAAGAAAGAUAUCGAUGGACUUGUGAAGCAGUGGCAGCACUUCAGGGUUUCUCAACAGAAUCUCACGAAUUUUCUUACUUGUACAAAUAACUUCAUAGCUGCUGUGAAGAGCCAGGACGGCUACAGCCUUUACCAUCUUAGGAAUCUAAUUCAUGAUUUCAAGAACAAGGAAAUACUUCUUCAGAGAUGGCAAACCACAUACUCCCUCACUGUCGAUACUGGGGAGAAGUUAUGUAAAGACUCAGACCCGGAGACCAAUGCUGUAAUACAAGAGGAACUCAGCCAGUUACAGGAGAAUUGGAAUGAUGCCCAGCUUCAAGUGGAGAAGAUCAUGAAACAGCUCCUCGGCACUGUGCAGACCUGGGACAGCUGUGAAAAGCUAAUCAAGGAAUUGGAAAGCAGGCUGCGAGAGCUUAAGGAAAAAGUAAAAGAUCCACUUCCAGAGGAACAUGAAGAGCUCUACAAAACCAAGGAACAUGUUAAGGAACUGGAGAAGUCACUUGCAGACUGGAAUCAAAACGUGAAAGAACUUGAUAAUAUGAAGGCAGACUUGGCUCAUUAUAUCCUUGCAGAAGAUGUGGUGCUGCUGAAGGAGCAAGUAGAGCAUUUGCACAGGAAAUGGGAAGAACUCUGCUUGCGAGUGUCUCUGCGUAAGCAGGAGAUAGAGGACAGACUCAAUACGUGGAUUGUGUUCGAUGAAAAGAAUAAGGAACUAUGUACAUGGUUGGUAGAGAUGGAAAGCAAAGUGUUACAGACUGCGGAUGUUAGCAUUGAAGAUGCGAUAGACAAAUUAAAAAAGGACUGUAUGGAAGAAAUAAACCUGUUUGGUGAAAAUAAACUUCAUUUGCAGCAAAUGGGUGAUCAGCUGAUCAAGACUAGCAACAAGAGCAGAGUCGCAGAAAUAGACGACAAACUCAAUAAAAUUAACAAUCGGUGGCAGCAUCUCUUUGAUGUCUUUGGAGGACGGCUGAAGAAAUUGGAAGGGACCUUUGCUGUCACACAGACAUUAGACAAAAAUAUGAGUACCCUUCGCACCUGGUUGGCUCGCAUUGAGGCCGAGCUUUCCAAGCCUGUUGUGUAUGACAUCUGUGAUGAUCAAGAGAUCCAGAAAAGACUUGCUGAGCAGCAGGAUCUGCAACGAGACAUUGAGCAGCACAGUGAAGGGGUAGAGUCUGUGUUUAAUAUCUGUGAAAAGUUGCUGAGCGAUUCAGAUGCUUGUGCUAAUGAGACGGAAUGUGACUCCAUCCAGCAGACUACCAGGAGUCUGGACAGACGAUGGAGAAACAUUUGUUCCAUGUCUAUGGAGAGGCGAAUGAAAAUUGAGGAAACUUGGCGUCUGUGGCAGAAGUUUUUGGAUGACUAUUCUCGCUUUGAAGACUGGUUGAAAUCGGCCGAAAGGACAGCAGCUUAUCCCAACUCUUCCGAAGUUUUAUACACAAAUGCCAAAGAGGAGCUGAAGAAGUUUGAGGCUUUUCAACGACAAAUUCAUGAGCGACUCACUCAGCUGGAGCUAAUCAAUAAACAAUAUAGGCGGCUUGCCCGGGAGAAUCGUACAGAUUCUGCCAGCAAGCUGAAACAGAUGGUACACGAAGGCAACCAGCGCUGGGACAAUCUCCAGAAACGGGUUGCUGCCAUUCUAAGAAGACUGAAGUACUUCACCAACCAGAGAGAUGAGUUUGAGGGAACAAGGGAAAGCAUUCUUGUGUGGCUCACAGAAAUGGACCUUCAGCUGACAAAUGUGGAACACUUCUCAGAGAGUAACUUUGAUGACAAAAUGCGGCAAUUAAACGGUUUCCAACAGGAAAUAACCCUAAACACCAAUAAGAUUGAUCAGCUAAUAGUUUUUGGAGAGCAGCUGAUUCAGAAGAGUGAGCCUUUGGAUGCUACCCUGAUUGAAGAUGAGUUGGAGGAACUGCAUAGAUACUGUCAGGAAGUGUUUGGGCGAGUCUCUCGAUUCCACCAAAGACUGACUUCCAGGCAUCCUGGGAUAGAAGAUGACAAAGAUACAUCUGAAAAUGAGACAGAUGCAGAAGACUCAAGAGAAAUGCAAAAUGAUCCCUGGCAUAAGAAGGCAGUAAAUGAGGUGCCUUCUUCUCAGCAGUCCCUUUGCCAUCUUGUGUCCCCUGCACCAGCUCAUGAAAGGUCAGGCUGUGAGACCCCUGUCAGUGUUGACUCCAUCCCACUUGAAUGGGAUCACACAGGUGAUGUAGGGGGCAAUUCCUCUCAUGAGGAUGAAGAAGAAGGAACAUACUACAGUGCUCUCUCAGAUGUAGAAAUCACUGAAAAUCCUGAGGCAUAUCUUAAAAUGACCACAAAAACUUUGAAAGCAUCUUCUGGAAAAUCCAUUUCAGAAGCUCUUACAUGGCAUUCCCCGGAUAGCCCAGCCUGCAGAAAACAUCAGUACCACCAGGCAAAGAUGGUGAGAAAUGUGCGGUCUGGCAGCCCAGAGACAAGUACCCCAUAUAAGCCAGGCUAUGUUAAACCGCUAGUGUCUGUAAGCAGUGGGAGCACGGACAGUGUGAAAGAAGUAUCCGCUGUAUUGAGUGAUGAAGAGCCCCAAAAUGAACAGGGGCUUGUGAGCAUUGCAGCUGCAGAGGAGCAAUCAGGUACAGGUGUUAUUGAGAGAUGGGAGCUCAUACAAGCUCAGGACCUAAGAAAUAAACUUAGAAUGAAACAGAAUUUGCAGCAAUGGCAACAACUGAACUCUGAUCUCAGUGAUAUUACUGCUUGGCUGGAUAAAACUGAAGAAGAGCUGGAAGAAUUACAGAAAGCAAAGCCUGCAACCACUAUGCAUACAAUGGAACAAAGAGUAAAGAAACUGAAAGAAAUGCUUAAAGCCUUCGAUAACUACAAGGCUUUAGUGUUCUCCGUUAAUCAGAGCAGCAAAGACUUCCAGCAAACAGAUAGCACUGAAUCCAAAGAGCUUCAAAACAGAGUUAGACAAGUGAAUUUGCGCUGGGAGAAAGUAUCUCAUUCAAUGGACAACUGGAGAAGGGGUUUACAACAAACCCUAAUGCAGUGCCAGGAUUUCCAUGAACUGAGUCAGAAACUACUCUUGGGACUAGCAAGUGCUGAAAGUCGAAGGCAUAAUGCACAAUUCACUGAUCCAAAUGCUGACCCCCAUACAAUACUGGAGUGCCAAAAAGAAUUAAUGCAACUGGAGAAAGAGCUGUUGGAACAACAGCUUCAAGUAAACGCUCUACAGGAAAUCUCCACCUACCUUCUGGUAGAAUCAGAUGGAGAAGAUUAUAUUGAAGCUGAUGAGAAAAUACAUGUAAUUGGAAAGAAACUGAAACAGCUUCUUGAACAGGUUUCACAUGACUUAAAAACUUCACAAGGAAACGUGGACAUCAGUGCAUUUCUGACAGCAGCAGAUGACUUGGAUUCUGGAGGUUAUCAUCCAGUAGUAGUGAAAUCCAGCCUACAGGAAACGGUUGGUGUAAGGAGAACUUCAGAAGGCAAGAGCAACAGUGUCAGAAUGGAAAACCAGCCUGAAACCACUCAAGCAAUUUCCAGCCCCCAAUCCUUCUUUUAUCGUGUAUUAAGAGCAGCUUUACCCCUGCAGUUCCUCUUCCUUUUGCUUCUGCUUCUGGCCUGCAUGAUCCCAUCCUCAGAGGAAGACUACAGCUGCACACAAGUGAACAACUUUGCCCGCUCUUUCUAUCCCAUGCUGAGAUAUACCAAUGGACCUCCACCAACCUAGAAAGUGUCCCAUCACUCUACAAUAUACCAAAACAAGUUCUCAUGGGUGUUUAUUUUCAUGCUGCUUCUAUCAAACAGUUCAUCCAUGUACUUAAAUAUAGUACAUUUUGACCUUCACUGCUGUGCUUUCCUGACGCACCUGUUCCCUGGGUGCCACAGCAAGAGUUUGUGUACUACCACUGAAAUAUAAGUGAGGCAUUAUUUAAAUGGCCUCCCUCCAAUGCAUAGCAGGGAAGGGAACAUAUUAAACCUCACAAGAUCUUUUCAGAAUUUCAGGGUUUUUGUGAGUAAUACAGCAUUCAUUGUUUGUACAGAAAAUGAGCUUUUUCUAUAGUUUUUUUUUUAAAUUCUAUAAGCAACAUACUUUGAUGCACUAGAUACAAGCAUUUUAUAAAUACAGUCCUCAUAACUUGGAAGGUCCACAGAACACAAGCUGACAGACUAAUAAUGGGACAUUAGUUACAGACACUAUGGUAAUGCAAUGUUAAACACUAAUGGUCUGUGUCGUGGUUUAAUAUGACAAUAGCAAUCUUAAGUGCAUGCACAUAUCAUUGGCAACAGUUUGUAUCUUUGGGUACUGUAGUAAACAGAUUUAAAUCUGAUAUUUUUGUUAUACUGUACUUUAUUCAUACAACACUUUCAGUGAAAACAAUACAUAUUUUAUGUGCAAAGAGUUAGGACCGCUGUGUUGUAGUGGGAUGUGUCUUUUUUAUACUAUGUUUUAAAUAAGAAUUGAUUAUAUUGCAUGGAAGUGGUUUAUAUUGUGCAUAUUUUCUAAAUGAAAAUAAUUAUGAUGUGGAUUAUACACUAUAUGUAAACUGACUUUUUAAUCAAAGAUUUUUGGUUUAAUAAUCUUCUCAAUAAUGUACAGUAUGCCAAGAGAUUUUUAUAAGUUAACUUUAAGAUUCUUCACAUUUAAAGUGAAGCUAAAACUUCAGGUGACGAUAUGAGAAAAAGUUUUAGUAGAAUAUGAUGUUUGGUGAAGGUCCAGUAAACAUUUUUCUCAUUAAAAUUCUGCUGAUGGUU
This is a messenger RNA of Mauremys reevesii (Reeves's turtle), 21558 nucleotides long. RefSeq names its product spectrin repeat containing nuclear envelope protein 2 (gene SYNE2). Gene Ontology annotation, cellular component: membrane. The transcript is spliced from 115 exons. The record is from RefSeq and is a predicted model, not a curated record. Gene Ontology annotation, molecular function: protein binding. Lineage: Eukaryota; Metazoa; Chordata; Testudines; Geoemydidae. The coding region runs from base 176 to 20533 and encodes 6785 amino acids.